Messenger RNA from Impatiens glandulifera, 3265 nucleotides. Its product is annotated as putative disease resistance protein RGA3. The transcript has a single exon. Gene Ontology annotation, molecular function: ADP binding. The record is from RefSeq and is a predicted model, not a curated record. Bases 26 to 3265 code for a protein of 1079 amino acids. Gene Ontology annotation, biological process: defense response to other organism. Lineage: Eukaryota; Viridiplantae; Streptophyta; Magnoliopsida; Ericales; Balsaminaceae.
UCAUUUGAGAGAGAAAUUAACCACCAUGGCUGAUCCAGCAACUCUAAUCAGUGGUUUGCUUUCAAAUUUGGUACCUCUGAUUAAGGAUGAAUUCAAGUUGAUUUAUGGUUUUGAUGAGGAGGUUGAAAAGCUAUUGGAUACGCUAUCUGCAAUUAAUGCCGCACUUGAGCAUGCUGAAAUAAAGAACGCGUGGAAGAAGGACAAACCAACCGAAGAUUGGUUGCAAAAACUUAAACGCGUGGCAUAUGAGGUUCGAGACAUCAUGGAUGAGUGCACCUUUGAAGAUCUUCGUCUUCACGUCAAAAGGCGUGAUGCCUCCUCUUCAACCCGGAAAAAGGUAACCAACUUUAUCACCCAUCCUUUUAGCAACACUUUGUCUCGUCGUGAAAUUGGUUACAAAAUUAAGGAUGUUAAAGAGAAAUUAGAACAGAUUUAUUCAAGGCGCAAAAAUUUACAACUGCGUGAACCUAUUCAUGGCUCGAAAAUAAUAGACAAGUUUACUAGUAGUUGGCGUGAAACAAUGUCACUUUCUAGUAGUUCAGUAUAUGGGAGAGAUAAGGAGAAGAAACAGAUUAUUGAUAUUCUACUCAAUAAUAGUACUGUUAGUGUUGCUACAGAAUUACUAUCUGUUCUACCCAUUGUUGGGAUUGGGGGUCUUGGUAAAACAACCUUUGCCCAAAUGGUCUUCAACGACGAGGAGGUUUCUAAGCAUUUCGAUACCAAAAUAUGGGUUUGUGUUUCUGAUGAAUUUGACAUUAAGUUGGUGAUCAAAUCCAUUUUAAAAGAAAAGGCAGAAGCUUCCCUUUCCUUAGAAGAAUUGCAGGAAAAAGUUAGAGAUAAAUUGAGAGGGAAAAGAUAUUUGAUUGUAUUGGAUGAUGUUUGGAAUGAAAACAAAGAUGCAUGGAAUGGGUUGAGAUCUAUAUUAGACUGUGGAAUAAAUGGCUCGUUCAUCCUUACCACAACACGUAAAAGAAGAGUGGCAGAAAUAAUGAAAACUAUUCCACAUUUUGAGUUACCGUCACUAUCUGACGAUAAUUGUUGGCUCCUAUUUAAAGAACGUGCAUUUGAGCAUGUAAAACCAAAACAUCCAAACAUCAUUAAUAUUGGCAAACAAAUAGCUAGAAGAUGUAAGGGGGUUCCCUUAGUUGCCAAAACAUUGGGAAGUCAACUGGGGUUUUGUGACGACGAAAAAGAUUGGCAUAGAAUAAGAGAUAGUGAGAUAUGGGAGAUAUCCGAAAAUGAAGAAGAUCUCUUGCCUAUUCUAAGGUUGAGUUAUUAUGACCUCCCUUAUCAUUUGAGAAGAUGCUUUGUGUUUUGUGCUAUAUUUCCCAAGGAUACUGAAAUUGAAAUUGAGAGAUUAAUCCAAUUGUGGAUGGCCCAUGGCUUAAUACCUCCAGUUAAAAAGCAAGAAGUUGAAGAUGUUGGGAAUACAAUUUGGAAGGAGUUGUGUUGGAGAUCCUUUUUUCAAGAUGAAAAAAAGAACAAAAUUGGGUAUACAACAUGUAAGAUGCACGAUCUUAUGCACAAUCUCGCUCAAUCUGUUAUGCAAGAGGAAUGUUAUACGAUGAAUGCUAAGAGAUCAAGUGAUGGUUUAGGACGUGAAAUUCGUCAUGUAACAGCAAUGGUUGAUAAGUUAAACCAACCAUCAGUUUGUUCUCUUAAGAAAAUUAGAGGGUUGCAAUCAAUAAUGCUCAAUGACACAGAUUGUGAUGGAAAUGUCACAAAGGAGAUUUUGAGUGGCUUGAAGGAACUUCUAACUUUACGUGUCCUUGAAGUAAGACAUUGUGUGCAAUAUCAAGAUUUGAGUUAUGCAAGUCGUCUAAAACAUCUUAGAUUUUUAGACAUUUCUUAUAGUGAGAUAACAACACUACCUAAUAGUAUUUGUGAUCUCUUCAACUUACAGACUCUGAAACUCAAUUAUUGUUCUAAGCUUGAAAGUUUGCCUAGAAAUAUGAGGAACCUUAUUAGCCUGAGACAUCUUUAUUUGGAUUGUUGUUUUGGAUUAAGAUAUAUUCCUAGAUGGAUGGGGGAAUUGAAACACCUCAAGACGUUAAGUUUGUUUGUGAUAAGCGAGAUAAAAGAUCACUGUCAACUAGAUGAAUUAAAAGAAUUGAAUAUUCGCGGAUCAUUGAAAAUUAAGAACAUUGGAAGAAUUGGUGAUGCAUCUAUUGCAAGAGGAAUAAGUAUGGCUAAAAUGUCGAGUAUCACUAACUUGGAGUUGGAUUGGGGUUAUACAUAUGAUGUUGAUCACGAGAAAAUAGGUAAAGCUUUAGAGGUUUCAACUGAGAGGCUGAAGAAAUUGAGAAUGAAUGGUUACGAAGGUGUGAAUCCGCCUAGAUGGGUGGGAAAGUCAUCUCCUUCUGUAACACGCCUUGAGCGAAUGCGAAUGGACAAUGUGGAUACUAUUGGUAGUAGCAGCAGCGCUGAUAGUGAAAUUAUGAUAGUAAUAUUCCCUUUGUUAGAGCUAUUGGAUAUUUCUAAUAUGAAAAGUUUGAGGGAAUUGGUGUCUCCUACUGUUCCUAGUCGCGGAGCAUUCCCUAAUCUAUGUGAGAUUAUGAUAUAUAAUUGCCCAAAGCUAGGGGCCUUGCCACCGCAUCUUAAAUCACUCAAACGUGUAAGUGUUGAAGGUGAAUGUUCGGAUGAGUUGUUAUAUAGCAUCUCAAAUCUUAGUGCUCUCACUCAUCUCGAUCUCGUUGGAUUGAAUGAAAGAAGUGUUUUAUUUGGAGCUGGUUAUAUGGCAUUAAUAUUUGAUGAUGAGAUACCAUCAUUGUCAAGUCAAAUCCUUGGGGAUAAUGAUAAUAAUAAUGAAGAACAAUUAGGAGGAGUAUGCUCAACUUUCCAAUCUCUAUCUAUCCGGGGGUGCCUCAAUUUAAGGUGUUUGUUUGAUGAGGGAAUGAUGAUGGAAGAAGAGCCAUUAAUAAAGAUUAGUAGCUUCAGGAAACAACAAAAUUAUCAUCAUCUUUUCAAAGAAAGAACAAGACUCAUAACCUCUCUCACGGAAUUGCAUAUUUUGAAUUGUCCGGAGUUGAUGAUAUCAGUUGAUGAAUUUAGAAACCUCAAUUAUGGUAAUAAUUCACUACAGAUAUUGCAAAUAAGGGGUUGUCCUAAGUUCGUGUCUUCAGAAGAUAUUAUGGGACUACUACGUUCCAUUCAAACCAGACUUGGUCCUGCGAACUUCGAUGUAGAUAUUCAAUUGGAAGAGGUACAAGGGGACGAUUUUAUGUCAGUCCUACGUUCCCUUCGAGCAAGACUUGAUCCUAUCUAA